Messenger RNA from Exophiala mesophila, 2076 nucleotides. RefSeq lists its product as uncharacterized. The coding region runs from base 1 to 2076 and encodes 691 amino acids. NCBI's taxonomy places the organism in Eukaryota, Fungi, Ascomycota, Eurotiomycetes, Chaetothyriales, Herpotrichiellaceae. Gene Ontology annotation, molecular function: zinc ion binding; DNA binding; DNA-binding transcription factor activity, RNA polymerase II-specific. The transcript has 3 exons. The record is from RefSeq and is a predicted model, not a curated record. Gene Ontology annotation, biological process: DNA-templated transcription; regulation of DNA-templated transcription.
AUGGCUCCCACCAAAUGGAAGCGCUCCACACGGGCUUGCAUUACCUGUCGCUCUCGCAAGGUCAGAUGUGAUCUAGAGACAUACGGCUCACCAUGUUCCAACUGUCGAUUCAAUAACAUAGUAUGCCAGGCCGCGGGGAAUAACCGUCGCAAAAAACAAUUGAAAAAUCAUUGCAAGAAAUGUUCUGGGUCAAUCACUGAAAGUGUUCAUGUCGCUGAAUCUCAUACUUCCUCGCCGUCGCAUUCUCAUGAUUCGGACGACGAUAACAAGCCACUACCGGAACCGGAAGCCAGGAGUAUUCCAACUCCGGCGUCACUGGAUGAAAUAACAGAUGGUGCUACUCAAUUGGAUCCUUCGUGGCCAUGUUUGAGAAUGACCCACGUCCCCAGCGAUAACCUGGCCUUUCUCCGCCAAAAGGGUGCAUUCAAGAUUCCCGACAGACGACUGCUAGUCCCUCUAUUAACCAGCUACUGCAAUUGGAUCCACCCUCAACUUCCUUAUCUAGACUUGUCGACAAUCCUCGACGGGGUUUUUGACCGUGAAGGUCCAAAGAUCAGUCCUCUACUAUUCCAAUGUAUCAUCUACGCUGGUGCUUCACAUGUUCCUGACGGGACAUUCCAACGGUUUGGUUAUGCUUCCCGCUCCGAUGCUCAGAACGUCUUCUUCCAGAGAGCAAAGAUACUCCAUGAUCUCGACACCGAGAACGACCUUUUGGUAUUGUCACAAGCCACCCUUCUUCUAUCCAUCAACCAUCAAUGUUCCAAGACCAGCACCGUCUGGCUGGCCCAAAGCCAUCUCACCGCUCAACGUCUUGGCCUGGACCGUCCAUCCGUGUAUACCGGCUUGAGAGGGCAACGAGCCAAGCUAUGCAAACGACUAUGGUGGUCCAUGUUUCUUCGCGACAACACUUUACGCCUGGAACUAGGCACUCCCAGACAUUUCCAGGACGUCAGUCCCGACAUGCCCGCUCUGACGGAAGACUGUUUCGACAUCACCGACUUUCCCACCCACCUAAAGGAAUUAUUACCCGACGCCAGCAUCGUCGUCGAUCAAGACAUCCAUCGAAAACUAAUGCUCAUGUCUGUACGACGAGCCGAACUAGCCACACACCUAGCCCACAUCUUAAGCCUAGCCAGCCAAUUGAACGAAUCCAUUUCCACCAACACCACAGGCAGAAUGGAACGCAUUUCGGUGCUAUAUGAAAACCAACUCCGAGGAUGGCUAUCUCGACUAAACAAAGACACGCAAUUCAGUCCUCGGACCGACUCACAUAUCCUGGCCUAUCACUCUGGAUUAUUGUCCAUGCUGUAUCUAUCCGCGUCGAAUGCCUUGCUUCAACACCACCUCGCCGGCACAUACUCGUCAUACGUCGAUUUGGCCGUCCGAUCACAGAUGGAGAAUGACACAGAACGACUCCUGGAAAUUGCUCGCAUCUUGUAUCAGACGUCGUCGACGUGUUUCCCGCCCACGCUGGGAAUGGGUCUGGUGUACAAUGCCAUAAAUCGAUUCAUCGCCCUCGCUGAUUGGAGACGUCUACACGCCGCUCCUAGUCUGGUCCUCAAUCCAGCCAUUAAAUGUCUCUGUGCCCUCAUCAAAUCAACCCCUCGAGGCACGGCUGUCGCUGUGGCGUUGGCCCAUCUCGAGGCGAAAAUCAAGGCUUUGGAUAUCCCCCUUCCAUCAUCUACUGUGUCCCAUGCCGGUGAUGCUACUGAUCCGGUCGAUACUUUGAUCCACUCCAGUGGGUUUAUUUUACCGAACAAUAACAACCUCAGUGGUCUUCAGUCACCAGCGGAUUCGCUGUUGUCUUUUGGUGAUCAUAGUUCAUAUGUCAAGAAUGACGAUAUUAUCAUCUCCAAUGCUGACGCUGAUCAUGAAAUGGAUGACGAUGCUGGCCUAAAUACCAGUGGCGAUGCUGACGCAGGAAAGGAUGUCAUGACCAUCGAGGAGAUCUUUAACAUGGCUAUCCGCUCGGACCGGGCAUUGUCUCCUCAGGCUGGGUCUCGUGAGCGAGAUGGGGAGGAGGAGGCCAGUAAUGAGUUGACACAUCCGACGCCCGGAAUUAUGAUUCCCAUUUGA